CAAAUUGAGUGUUAUUUUUUAAUGAAGGAAAACCGUGCUCAUUUGAGCGUUUUGGGAAUGUUUCAUUUGGACCCUUCUGUGUUACUUUCGAUGGGAGCUUCUAUUGUCUCAUAUUUGAUCAUUUUAAUUCAAUUUACUGACAAUAUGCCCAACCUAUCAAAGCCAAGACAUGACGGUGGAACUGGGAGUAUGCGUUCAAGCGUUAACCGUUAAAAUUGCAUUCAAUGUCAUGUUUACAACAAAGUCAGCACUUUAUUACGAACCACGGUCGCAAAAAACGUGCCUCUCUUCACUUAAUUCACUUAUAAAAGUCUUAAAAUUUCACACCAAAAAACAGUCACAAAAAUGCCACCAAUCGCAUCACUUCUCUUGUUACUCACAAUCUCUCAGGUCGAUUUAACGUCUACCCAAGACCUUAAAACAAUUUUUCGCACUCCAAACAAGCGUAAUUACGACGAAUUCGAAAUUCUUGAACGCUCAAAUUUUGUAUCGGAAAAUUCAGAAUCGAAAAAUUACCCCAACGAAAAACCAAAAUCAUACGCAAAUGCACAAAUUCUGCUCCGAAUUGGUGGAGAUAAGGAGGGCUGUGCUUGCGGUAACAAUUGCAAAUGUUGUGGAGGAAGAAAUUACCCCUUUUAUCCUUUGUGUUUGUGUUUGCCGCCUUGUUACCCCUACUUACCCCCACUCUAUGCUCAACCAAUGAAAGAUGUUCCCCCACUACUGCCACCGCCAGUCAAAGCGGAGCUUCCCCCACCACCAAAAUUGGCCGAAAAUGAAUUGAACGAAAACGUGGUUGAUGAAAUAGAAGAAAAUGUCAGAAAUGAACAUCCUGUCAUUUUGGAUACUAUCAAAAUUCCUGAUGAUGCCAUUAAACCAGUGGACGACAUUGAAAAAUGUCUCAAGGACGUGUCCUCGAAAAUUGAUCCCAAACAAGUGUCACCAAACGUUAAGUUCGUGUCUUUGGAUUUGAGUCAAGUACCGACAAAAAAUCCGGAUAAUGACAAGCGUGACCUUCAAGAGUCACUUAUUCCCUACUUGGGAAGUGGCCAAAUCAGGCCGAAACUUUUAGUGACACAUCCUAUUUUUAAUAGGCCUUUAAGUGAAUCAGUUGGAUAUAAAUUUUCAGAAGGUUCUUGGUACUAUUCAGAUCCGGUGAAAAGUGUAGCAUAUCAAAAACCACCAAUUUUGACAGUUUUGGGGCCCCAACAAGUGGUCAAGUAUUUAGUGGUACCAGUGACUGAACCUGAAGUGGUACCAAGGUCGCAUGAUGAGGAUUGUUGUUGCUGCAGUUGUGCGAAAUAUGUGGGAGAAUUGAACGAAAAAAUGGCCUAAUUCUUAUUAGCACUAUUUAUUUAUUGUAGUAAAAUUACACUUUUGGUGCAAAUAUAUUUGUUACAUUGGUA
Messenger RNA from Tribolium castaneum (red flour beetle), 1403 nucleotides. RefSeq lists its product as uncharacterized. Bases 346 to 1332 code for a protein of 328 amino acids. The record is from RefSeq and is a predicted model, not a curated record. The transcript has 3 exons. NCBI's taxonomy places the organism in Eukaryota, Metazoa, Arthropoda, Insecta, Coleoptera, Tenebrionidae.